Molecule: messenger RNA, 869 nt
Organism: Pseudogymnoascus destructans
Lineage: Eukaryota; Fungi; Ascomycota; Leotiomycetes; Thelebolales; Thelebolaceae
Exons: 6
Coding region: 394-747 (117 amino acids)
Source: RefSeq, a predicted model, not a curated record
CCCCAUGAUCCGGUCUGGGGUCGGUCCCCCGACGGGGUCGCCCCGUGACGCACGCUAGUCGUAUAGAAGGGGGGAAGUGACGAGUACUACCAAGGGGGGGGGUUCCCAUCAACAAAGAUGGCCGACUAAAAUCUGGCUUUCGCAGUCGCAAAGGAAGUCGAUUAGCGGUUUGUUGCUGGUUAACGAGGAGGUGCUGAUUGCUUGCGGCGGCGCAGUUCACUAAUUUUCAAGACCAUCCUAGUGAACCAGAUCUUCAAGAACCAAGUACACAAAGGAGCCUAUUAACACCGUACCGCUCUAUGGCCUUAAGCUCAUGAAAGAGAUUAUAGCCCAAGCUUUGCCUGACUUGGUUUACUGACGGUAGAUUAUGUUGGUAUACAGACAGCAUCGGCAAUGAUUAUGUCAUGGACUAUGAUAUGCACAGGAGGAUCCGGCCUCGGCUUCAAAUUUCUUCCCAUGCUCGGCCGACACGUCAAAGCCCAAAUUGAACGCACCCCGGAUAAUUUCACGUCGUUGUGGAAGUGGCGUGUUGUCGAGGAAGGGAAACUAAAUCAUAGGUUGGAGCAGGGAGACAUGGGUCCGACAGAGCUGUCCAGCCUUAAAAUGGCUGAGCGUGUGUCCCCCAAACCUCAUAUUAGACAACGAGAACUAACAGAUGCUUUCCGUCCAAUGUGCACGCGCCGAAGUCGCCGAGCCCACCACUGGCAAAUGCAGUACUGUAAAAUAGUUGCUGUAGAGUGUACGUAGGCGCGGAAGUGGCGUGGACAACCGAGAGGUUCGUUUCAUGGAUAUUAUGUGUGGAGUCCGUUGUACUAGAAAUUACGGAGUACUGAUAGAGCAAACAUAUCUCACCUCUAAAAUGAUCUCAC